GGCUGUCACGUUCAAUUCCGGAGACCCCUUAAAGAUUUUCUCUCCCCCCCGCGGAGAAAUGGCCUCCAGUUCAACACACGUUUAUUGAAAAUGUUUUAGCUGCAAAAUCCCAGAGUCAUGGUGUAGGGGAUACAGCGAUGAAAACGGCGCCUGGAGCUGUCCUUUUAUACCCAAGGGCUGCAUUCAGUCCUGCAGUGUGUAAAAAGAAGCCGCAGCAGUGGUGCUUAAGCUAGUACUUCUUAGAGCUGAACCAAAGAUGAUGAUUCAAAUGGGAAACUUUGUCUACCAUACUCUCCUUAUUGAUGGAAUCACUUACCUUUGUGCCUCAGACAAUGCCUUAGAUAUUUUAACACCAUCUGCAUUUCUUAAAAAUGUUAGUGAGACUUUUCUGAAAAAUCCUUUGAUGUCACAAGAACAUUUUUCUCCUUCAAAUGCAGUUGCUGCAGAUUUUCAACAAGUAUUAGGAGAGUAUAUGAUGAAAUACAAUACAAAUCAAGUUGACAGCUCGAUAUCCACACUGAAGAGUCAAGUAACUGAUGUAAAAAAUGUUAUGACCCAAAAUAUCGAUAAAAUUUUGGAAAGAGAAGACAGAUUGAAUAUCUUCACUGAUAGAACAGAUGAUCCGCAAACAACUUGUUAUACCUACAUGUUAAGGAAAUUCAAGGAUUUCCUGGGGCCACUAGAAGCUGGAAGAGAAGGACCAUCCCUUAAAAUGUUGGCACUUUACAGACUUGUGUUCUCCAGGACUCUGAGACAGCCAAAGAAUCCCCCCAAACAAUACAGAUUCUUAGGAGGAUAUGGCGGAAACACUGCAAAAAGAUCAUAAUCAUCAGCAUGGCAAUUCUCCUUUCAAUCAUCAUCAUUCUUUUAAGUACAAACGUUAUACCGACUUGACCCUUCUCCCCAUCCCCAGCGGGUACCAAUAAAUUGUUAUAUAUAUAAUUA
This is a messenger RNA of Odocoileus virginianus texanus, 945 nucleotides long. RefSeq lists its product as uncharacterized. Gene Ontology annotation, biological process: exocytosis; vesicle fusion. Lineage: Eukaryota; Metazoa; Chordata; Mammalia; Artiodactyla; Cervidae. The record is from RefSeq and is a predicted model, not a curated record. Gene Ontology annotation, cellular component: membrane; SNARE complex. Gene Ontology annotation, molecular function: SNAP receptor activity; SNARE binding.